GUUGGAAAAACCUAUGCAUAGGAGCGUAGAGCACAGCAGUAUAUGAGCCAGCCCCGGGCUUCAGGCGCAGGAGGCCGAGGGUGUGAGAGUCGCUCGAGGGGCACUACCUCAUCCAUCCUUUGGCUGUCUCGCGUCUGUAGACCGCUGCAAGAGGGGACCCUUAGCGCGUGAUUCUUUCUUUUACACUUCAGCUAGUCCAUUUCGGUUUGCGAGCUACCCCCAACGCAUCUACCCGAGGCCCGGCUGACGCGUAUCCGCCCAACUGCCAGCGACAUAUAAAAGAGGGGCAAGUUGAGUCAGCCCGCGCACCAACCACCUCCCCACCUUCACCCUUUUCUGAGCAACCCGCAUUUGUAUCGUUCCUUAGCUUUACCAUACACCCGUUGUUUCUCUACCACCCCCAUCCCAACCCCCAUCCUUGUCUCUCCAUUAGACCAUGUCUCGACCACAGCCCACCGACUCCUACGACGAGGUGUUUGUCGACUCGGAGCCCAGCGAGCCGGAUGACGAAGCCGAUGAAAAUUACGCCCCCUUUUCAACAGCCAAACUUCUACGACGGUCGAGUAAGCGCCAUUCCAAGCCUAUUGCGAAGGGGAGGAAGAGCGAUGGCCGGCGAGUCGCGAGGGAGGAGACUCGUAGCGAGCCCAAACACGCCCAGAGGGAGAGAUCUACCUCCGACAGUCAUCCUUCUAUCCCACAAGGCCCGUCCACACUCUACAGUCAGACAUACCUCGAAUCCAUCCUCAGACAGGCCAGCAAAGGAGAGGCUUAUCCGCCCCACCCACCCGCCCUCCAGCUGAACGCGGCCAACUAUGAUGACGAGGCGGCUGUGCAGUCAGAUAUGUAUGACUGUCGCCCAAGCUUACAGAUUAACACAGCCGAGCCCAUCAUACGUUCAGCGCCCGUCAGCUCCAUUCCUUCGAGUUCCUCGAACCCUUUACUCAGCAAUCAGAGCCUCUAUGCCUUGCAAGAUGGGCAAUCAGCUCGCGUCCCAGUCCAUCAUCCGAUGGAGACGACCUGGGGCCAAGCAUGGCCUCAGCUGGGUACCCAGGCGGUCGGUGCGCGCUCGAACCCGCUCAGUGUUGAUCUUGCUGCCGAGUCUCUAAAGCGACUCACAAGCUUGCCUUCUCGAAGCAUGUUUCAGCCCAGUAAGAAGGUCAAGGAAGACACGUCCCCAUCUGAAGCCUCUCAAAGCGGAGGGGUGAACCCAAACGAUUUGAAGCUCCCUUCGGGAUCUUCGCCCCUCGAUGGCCCCGGUUCGACUGGCAGUAUGGUGGAUCACUCUGUCAUGCCUGGCUCUCAAGCUAGCGUGGGCUCUGUUUUCUCCAGUCAUCCUCCAGUGUUGGCCGAAGAGGCCUUGCAAAGGCCUCGAUUGUCUUUGCCGCUGCUCUCUCGUGACCCUUCGUCGGAGACCGCCGUUACGCAGAGCGACGACGACUGUUUCGACAUGCAACAGCGCCACCAGCCGUUCGCUUUCUACAACUCUUCUGCAUCGUUGCAACAAUUCUCUCAGCUACAAAAUGCUCUCCUCUCCAAGCCGGUCCACCCGCUCUCUUCCGUCACUUCGACAAACUUUGCUUUCGACUUUCGCCCCUCCACCGCCAACAGCUAUACCUCUUUCGGCCCCUCUGAGGCGAGUUCUCUCGCCGGGCCAGAAUACGCUGCCUCUCCAAUGGCUAGCAUGCCGCUCCACCACGCGACGGGUCAGCACUACAGCCCCUACGGUGUCGUCUCUCAGUCUAUGUCUGGGCGCCCGGCAACCUCUCAUGGGCCGUAUAUGAUGCCGUCCUUCAGCCACCAGAUGGAUCAUUACGCUCCAUCAUUCGCUGCCCCUCUCCCGUCUUGGAUUCAGCCUCGAGUGCAGCAACAGGCUCCAAGUCCUCACAUGAGCCGCCCUCAGACUUCGCUCCCGCUCUCUAGCACUGUCAGCGGUGCCGACUGGCGCCAACGGCUCGGCAAGAGACGUUCUCAAACGCUCCCUCCCGAGCCUACCGCCAUCCCAGGCUCGGGCACCUACUCGGACAUGUAUGGAACGCCCUCUAUGUUUCAAGCACCCUUCCCAAUCGGUGAGAGAAGAAUGUCUUAUCCCGGAUUCGGGGGUGGGGCCAAGUACGGCCAAGGUCUGGGGUGGGCGCCGGAUAUCUUGUCUACGAGCUUCAUGUCUCCCGCAUCGGCUCCAGCUCAAACGCCUGGCCAGUCUCUCAGCUCUGCUUUUGACAAUAGAUCGCAAUCUUUAAGCCAGCAGCAGGCCACGAUACUCCACCCCCCACCCUUCGCCCCUCCCUCUCAUAUCAAGAGGGGUCACCGCCGACCGGUGCCAGGUUCCAAUCAGCAGACAGCCUACCCUCCAUCUUCCCAGCCCUCUGUCAAGCAGGAUCAACCUCGCUCCUUGUCAUUCUCGCAGCCCAAAAUCCCUACAUCUGCCCAGCUUGAUACGCGACGACGAAGCAUGGGCUCGGGCCCAACUCCCAAGAGCGCGCUAGCUCGAGCCGUGUUCUUUGAUGGGCCCGAGAUUACGGAGACUGAGGUGGCGGUCUCAGAGACUGAGAGGGAAGAUGACGAGGGCGAGAGCGAUCAGAAUGACGAUGCCGAGUACGAGGAAAAGUCUGGCCAUGUCAGUUCCUCGUCUGAAGACGAGCCUCUUCGCCUGUCUUCCCGCACUUCUCGAGCGAGCAAUUCCAAGGCAAAGUCCAAGGCCACAUAUUCCUUUUGCAAGCGCAACCGCUCUUCCAAAUCUCGCUCCAAAUCCACCUCUAAUGAGUCUCGCCCCAAGACUCCGAUGGACAUGUCGGAAACGCACAGUCAGAUGGUGUGCGCUUGCCCGUUGAUGCAUAUGGCUAGGCCUGCGGAUGGAGACAAUGCAGAGCCUCAUUUGUGUACCACGAAAGUGACUGCCAAUAGGCUUUUGGUGCAGGGGCACAAGCUGUGUUCCUACUGCAUAGGGCGUGAUGGCCACGUUGAAGAGUAUGUCAAGGAACGCAUCCGCACCAAGACUGUCGACAGACUUUGCUUUAUAUACGUCAUCUACCGCGAACUGAAGAUCGACCAGACCCACGGCGACGGCCAGCGCUGGCAAAAGUACUGGGAACACCACCGACGCGAGCAAGUGGAUGAGGAGUAUGGAAAGAAGAUGAUGGCGUCAUGGAUCGAGAGGAUGGAAACGGAAAAGCGCAACUGGGAAAAGCAUCAAGAGAGAGCUGCGCAAAGGGCGGCUCAAGCUGCCAAAGCUUCCGAAAGCACUCGAGCUGCCAAGGCCAAGGCGGAUGAUGAGGACAAGAUGGACUCUAUGGAGAAGGAGGUCAAGGCGAGGGCAAAGUCGAGGUCUAUUGCGUCUUCUCUCGAGCCCGACCCUGCGGAUUUUGCGAGCAUCCCCGAGCCCAAGUCUGUCUCGGAUAGCGACUCGUCUACCUCCUGCGACGACUGGGCGCCCAACCCUCAUAGCCACUCCUCUACUUCCCUUGCGAUUCCCAAGCGACCUAUCAAGCGAGGACAAAUCAAGUCGAAAGCCCAGCCCCACCGUCCGACACACCGCAGCGUCUCUACGCCAGACCCGGCCAUCAAGGAUUCCACAACCAAGGUCAACAUCCUCAACUCAUCCUCCCCCGACUCUAGGAUUCCGGCAAGCCCUUUGAAGGACAAGUUUUGGAGCAUGCGCAGCGCUGCGGGCCUUGCGGGUGUUGCGGAUGUGGAAAAGUGGGAUGGGAGAGUGAGCUUGUCGCUUACGCCGCCUCCAGUGGAAGAGAGGGUGGAGAGCAAGGAAGUGCGGGACUGGGAUGUGGAUGAGGCUGUAUGGAGGGCGUUAUCAAGCUCGCCUCGGGAUUAGGAUCGCUUUUUCGAAUCACCAUCAUCGCGCUGUGCCUCUUCUGGCAGACUCUACAUUGCCUCUUCUCGCCGCAUUCGUGUAUAUCACCGACUCGCCCUCUCAAGUGGAGUCUCGCAGUCAUUCCCGGACUUCUCAAUCUUCUUUGUGUAAGUUCAGAGUUGUAACUUCUAUGUUUGUUUCGGUGUAUCGCGCGCCACAGUCACCUGUCAAACUGUUUCUUACUGUCUUUUGCUUCUUCGUUCUAUUUCUGAUACCUUGUUCUUUUCUAAAGUAUACCCGGGUCUCGAAAACACGAUUGUUUCGGUUAUAUAUAUCAUUCUUCGCACUGCAGCUUCCAUCCAUUGUCAUGGGGGUUCUCGGAAGCUUCAAGCUGGUCAAAAUUGUCCCAUAACUCAUUGUCUCGAUGUAUUCUCCUGUCUAUC
Messenger RNA from Cryptococcus amylolentus CBS 6039, 4245 nucleotides. RefSeq lists its product as hypothetical. The transcript has 4 exons. NCBI's taxonomy places the organism in Eukaryota, Fungi, Basidiomycota, Tremellomycetes, Tremellales, Cryptococcaceae. The record is from RefSeq and is a predicted model, not a curated record. Bases 437 to 3823 code for a protein of 1128 amino acids.